Moneuplotes crassus is the source of this 1777-nucleotide messenger RNA. The record is from the annotation of a GenBank genome assembly. Lineage: Eukaryota; Ciliophora; Spirotrichea; Euplotida; Euplotidae.
AUGCCAAAAUUAUUUCGGAAUAAAGGUCAGUAUUCCUUUACAACAAAGACAAAGCAGAAUGGAAGCACAGAAUAUGAAGUUCUCAGUACAGAAAAAUACAAUUUAUCAAGUCCUUCUCCAGGAGAUAUUGAUGAGGAUGAAAAUGAUAACACAAUACCUGCUAGUGACAAUCUCAGCCCAACCAGAUGGCUAUCUAAAAAUAUUUUUGAAACUAGCAUGAAUGAAGAUAACUGCACUUAUAAAUCAAGCAAAACCAAAAUAGGAAAUCAAGCCUCUCGAUAUAACAAAGACACUUCAGAGUUAAAUCCAUAUAAUGGCCAGAAACAUCACUGAAGAGCCAAAACAAGGGAUAAAAGUUUGAUAGAUGAAAAUUCAACGGACCAAAAACUGACAAAUAGUUGCAUAAAGAGACAAAUGGCUAACUCCUUCGUCUCUUCCAGCUCCAAGUCAAAACAAUCUCGGAUUAAAUAGAAGAAACCCUACUUCAAAAUACCGUAAGAACAAGCAAUUAUGCAACAGUCACAUUCAGAAUCCCCACUCAUACCUAAGUUCUAAACGUACAGACUUUCCCCCUCACUUAGAUUUGCCUUCAAACCUAUCUCCAUCCAAAUCCUCCAAAGUUCUACACAAGGAUUGCACUAAACCGACCAGAGACGGGACUCCGAACACCACCAAUAUGAAUCAGCUCAAGUUGAAGGCCAGAAAAACCAUUAAUCGCCUGACUAGCUCAGAACGAUCUGAGCCUUCCAUGCUUCACACAAGAAUAGGUCAUGAGAGUUUAAAGGACGAUGCUGAGAUAGCUGAUGAAACAGGCAUUAAUUUUAGCAAGAACUUCAUGGAUGACUACUAUGCUUCAAACGGAUAUUUUACUUACUCAAAUAAUAGGAAGGAAGUCAGGGAAAAGGAUCAUUACCAAGACAGGCUUCAGACUUUUGUUGAUGAGAAAUUACUAGAGGUCGCAAGUCAGAUAUCGGUUAAAAAGAAACAAGAGCAGCUCAAGAAGGAUAAUUUGAGUACCCUUGAGGAUCUUAGAUGUAACAUCGAAUACCUUCAUGUUGAAAGAGAAAACAUGCUUAAUGCUCAUAAGCAGCAAGACAAGAACCUUGCUAUCCAAACUCACCAAGUUGAGGACCUAAUGAAGAAGGUAAAUGAGAUUAAGAAAGCUCAUGCACGGAUUGAGAAUACUUGGAAACUAGAGGCUAAAUCUCUCUACAAAAAUCUUCAGGAUUCAACAGAUUCUUAUAAUAAAGCAGAGGAAGAAUACCAACAGAACAGGCAGAAUAUCAGGAUGGAAAUGCAUGAUGACAAUAACUUAAUACACGAGCUUAAAACAAGUCUCGAAGAAGGAGAUACUAUCUUAGCCUCACUUAAGGAUAAGGCUAAAUAUAGUAAUAUAAUGGAGCAGGAAAGAAGUAGAAUGAUUAAUGACAGAGCCUUGCUCUUAAAAGAUCUCUGCACUCAUGAAAAAUUGAAGUAUAAGAAGAAAUUAAACACUCUUCCUGCUUUCAUAGAAAUCCCUGCUGAUAAGGGAAAACCUAUGGAAUCUGUGACCAGUAAAAUUAGACAUAAGUUGUUUACAAGCAAUGGGAAAAUGCGUAAGAAGAGUACGGAUCAUUACACAAAAAGACAUCACCAUGUAAAACAACAAAUGAGGCUCUCUGUAGAGAAGAAGAAACGGAUGCACUCAUUGAGAAGGCCAAGCAUGAGUAAAGUCAAUGCAAGACUGCACAGUUCAUUCAUAGGCAAAGAUGAGAAAAUUUUAGAAUAACUUUCAGUA